AUGUUGCUCAAAACGCCGCAGUAUGACCUAAGGGGGCACCCGGAGGUGUACGAGCCGAGCGAAGAUUCGUUCUUGCUCCUCGAUGCACUCGAGCAAGAGUUGGGGUUUUUGGAGGCCUUGGAGCCCCUUUUUGCGCUAGAGAUUGGCUCAGGGAGUGGGGUUGCCAUCACGGCUUUGGCAUCAUGUCUCAAGUGCGAGUGCUUCGCCACUGAUAUUAAUCCAGACGCGUGUGAGGCGACAGCCGAAACGGCUGCUUUGAACAGGACUAGAGUGAAUUGCAUCAACAUGGAUUUGCUUUUUAAUUUUAGGGAAAAUUUAUUUGAUGUUAUUUUAUUUAACCCCCCUUAUGUCGUUACGGACUCUGCGGAAAUAAGGGGCUGUGGGUUAAGUCGAGCGUGGGCUGGGGGUUGUACAGGUCGCGAGAUUACCGACCAGGUGCUCUGUAAUUUACAAAAUUUUUUGACACCAAAAGGAGUCUGUUAUAUGGUGAUUUUGAAAGAGAAUAACAUUGAUGAAAUUACCUCACUUGUACGUAAAAACAAUUUUCGCUCGGAAGUAAUCAAAGACAGGAAAAUAAGAGGAGAACAUUUAUUUAUACUAAAAUUCUCAAAAAAUGUCUAGAACAUGCAGGUAUACAAAAAAGGUAUAUGGCAUUAAAUAAUUAUACAAAAUAAAUAAAAAAGUUCGGCGUUUUGAAA
Messenger RNA from Tribolium castaneum (red flour beetle), 698 nucleotides. It is a transcript of the gene HemK2, whose product is annotated as HemK methyltransferase 2. Gene Ontology annotation, cellular component: eRF1 methyltransferase complex. The record is from RefSeq and is a predicted model, not a curated record. Gene Ontology annotation, molecular function: nucleic acid binding; protein methyltransferase activity; S-adenosylmethionine-dependent methyltransferase activity. The transcript has a single exon. NCBI's taxonomy places the organism in Eukaryota, Metazoa, Arthropoda, Insecta, Coleoptera, Tenebrionidae. Bases 1 to 621 code for a protein of 206 amino acids. Gene Ontology annotation, biological process: methylation.